AUGGAAACUCAAGUCGAUAAAUUAGAUAAGAAUUGUUCUUAUUGUGAUAAACCAUUUGCCGAGAAAUUAUGGUGUAAAGAAUGUGACCCUUGGCGUAUGAUUGAAGGAUGGACUAGUGGAAAUUCUGAUAUUGAUAAAUUCAUAAAAGAUACCAUUUAUGAUGAAAGAAAUGAAGAAUAUCCAAGAUUUCUUGAAUGGGUGCCUUAUGAUAGAAUCACAGAUAUAAAAGAACUUGGUGAAGGAGGAUUUGCCAAAGUGUAUUCCGCAACAUGGAUCGAUGUUAAUUCAAGAUUUUAUAUGAAAGAUGACGGAAGUUGGAAAAAGUAUAAUCCAAAACCUAUGAAGGUUGCUUUGAAAAGGUUAAAUGGAUCACGAGACAUGUCAGCCAAAUAUUUUAGUGAGGUAUUUUAUAUUUUACCUUUUAUAUUAUCUAAUAAUAAUAUUUCUAAUUUGCUUAAAUUUUCAUAA
This is a messenger RNA of Funneliformis mosseae, 468 nucleotides long. The record is from the annotation of a GenBank genome assembly. Lineage: Eukaryota; Fungi; Glomeromycota; Glomeromycetes; Glomerales; Glomeraceae.